AUGGAGCUCCGGACCAAGGAAGCCGCUUAUGACUUCGCCGCGAUCAGAGACCACCUCACCGCAUGUGUUGAGAUAUUGGAGGAGGCGAAGGAAGAAAUCGGCUUGUUCUAUCAGAUGCCGCCGCCGGAGAUUGUCAGACACCGAGAUCUUUUUGAGAGAAUAUGGGGAUGGGAACGUUUCUUUCCUGUCUACAACCUGAGGUACCUUGAAGAAUACUACCGACGAAAUGCCAAAGCGAGCCUCGCUCAACCGCAACCUAUGUUAUCCCUUGUUUCUCUAGUCUACCUGGGUCGCGAGAAGGUUGCCAGUUCUACGCAGUCUGAUGCCACCAGUGGGCAACAGCAUGCCGAUUCUGCUGAUGUCAAUGACAACUUGGCUACUAUUCUCGUCCAUUUGUGUUGCGAAAAGGAGACCGAACUGGUAUCUGAAUGGAAGGAGCAGGGGUUAGAUGAUGCCUCUCCUGAUAUCAGGCUGAGCACCGCGAUUCAGAAGCAAGUCAUAAAUCUUGUGCUGCCAAAAAAGAAGCGUAUCAUACCUCCUGUUAUUCUGGAUUGCAUCAGUUGUAUCAUGAAGGAAGCUGAGUUGAGCCUUGUGUCGAUGAGGAAGGGGACGCUUGCUGAUGACUGUGAUGAAAAUUUAAGCCAUAACAUUCGUUAUGAGGUGUUUUGUCUCAUUAAAAAGUAUUGGCGUGCACAUCCGUCCUCUGCUUCUGUUGCUACCUGUGCUGUCCUGUUGGGAACCACAAAGGAAGCUGAACAGAUGUGUGAGAAGAGGAGGCGAGACAGUCUCUUAUUUGGAGAGCAUACCUUGACUACAAGCAUCCGCUUGCUGGCCUUAGGUAUGUUGUCUGAUGAUAUGGAUGCAUAUGUGCUUAAGACAGCUACAACUGAGGGCUUUUGCUAUUGGGACUACGUUGAUCCAGAUGCAAUAGACAUGCCUGCCUGGUGUGAAAGUGAACAGCGACAUAGCAAGGCUCAAGACGCGGAACUGGGUAAAGUGCACGUCGAUGACUCUGAUGAGUUAAGCAAGGAAAAGCAUUCAACCAAAAACAAGGUACAGCAAUAA
Molecule: messenger RNA, 1065 nt
Organism: Miscanthus lutarioriparius
Lineage: Eukaryota; Viridiplantae; Streptophyta; Magnoliopsida; Poales; Poaceae
Source: the annotation of a GenBank genome assembly